CGAAACCAAAGCCCGUUGCGUAAAAGUCCACUUCCUCGCCACCAAAGCAGAGCUGUGCGGAAAUAAAACUAUUAUUAUUGCGUUUUAUUAAUUAUCUCGUAACCAAAGGAGUGUUCCGUCAGAGAAUUGUGCGUGAAAAUGCAAACCGGGGAGCCGUGCAAAAAAAAAAAAAUCACCCGCCUCACCAAACCAUUUUGCCACUGGGGAUGUGCGUAAAAUUGCACUUCCUUGCCACGCGAACGGUGGAAUUCAAUCAGAGCUGCUCGUAAAAGUCCACCUCCUUGGUUCUGUUGCUUCGUUUUUGCUCAAACUCUCAUUACGCACGCAGCUAUGACGUCAUGUCGAACGCGUCUUUGCUUUUUCCUGCAGCCCAUAUUUGGUUGACUGGUUAUUUCUGCUCACUGGAAAGUAGCUGGACGUGCACACUCGAUGCGAUCUUUACACACACACCCCCGCCCCCAAAUUCAUUUCUAUGUGAUAUUGUUAUAAAACCUUGGUUAUGUAACCAACAAAGGAGUUUUUGAUUGACUGCAGCUUUUUCUUCAACAACUGCGGCAUUUAAGUUCAUGGCGGUCAGCGAGCAAGGCACAACAGUUGUUAUUUUAUUUUUAUUCUCUUAAUAACAUUUCUCUCUGUUCCGACGCCAGCGUGUGUGGGGGCGGUCGAAGCUCCCACACACACCAACUGUGCACACACACACGCCAGCAAAGAAAUCAAGAAAAUAGGAAACACUAGCCUUUAAUCGCGAUCGGGGUCACUUUUGUGGUUCUUAGGUGGACCCGUACAACAAAAGGCCUCCACCUGACUUCUUCCCUGCAGGACGGUACAAAAGUACAAAAUGAGGAAUUUUACAUCCAAGUUGGGGUCAUCUAAAGGAGCCCCGGUUUCCAAAACAUGCAGCUGCCAAAAGGAAGAAAGAAAGGAAGGAAGGAAGGAAGCUGUGUGAGUUUGUGGUGUUUUCACACUUGCAGCAAGAUGCCAAAUGAAGCAGAAAAGCGCAAAAAAAAUGUCCUCCGGUCACCUCCGCGCACACUCAAGUAAGCAAUGCACAUCGUCUCCGGUUGUGGACUAAAGUGAAAGUACAGGGUGUUCUGUCUUUUUGGAGGAAGGCGGCAACAGCGGAACGACAGAACUUAACUCGUUUAGAAUUGUGACCUUUGGCAAAGUAUAACCUACAUUUGCAAAACACACACACACACACACACACACACACACACACACACACACACACACACACACACACACACACAUUCAAGAGGCUUUCCGUAACAUGCUCAGCAAAUGGAAAAUCCUCCUUUUUUUCCAUCCAUUGUAAAUCCUCCUUCCCCCCCACACAUGAUGGCAUUUUUAUAAACCUUUCGAGCUUAUUUUUACUUUCUAACAUCGCCAAUUGGUGACAUCGAAUGAGACGCAAAUACAUAUCAUCGGGAUUUAUUUUCUCAUUGUUCUUUUAAAAAUUCUACGUUGUGAAAUUGGUGAGUAAUCAUGUUUCAUAAUCAAAUAAAAACACCUUAAUUAAUUCAAUAGUGAAUUUAGUUCAAACACUACCCCCCCCUCCCCUCCAUCCCCUCCUUCAUUAAUGACGGCUGUACGCCCCUGAUCCAACAGUGUUUUUUUUUUUAAUAAGGUAUCAACUCGGGGGCUGCAAUCAAAGCACGCAUACAUUUGACUGCUGACUGGCGCAUCCUGGCGUCCAUGAGACGAUACGCGCGGAUGCCGUGGCGCCCGUGGGAGGGGUCUGCCACCCCGCUCCCCACUAAUUGACAAGGCGGCGGAGGCAGAGGAGAUUGUGCAAAUGACGCGUGACUCCUCUCAUUUCCCUCCUCGCUUCCGUGCGCCGCGCUUAAGAUGAGCGCCACUUUGCAAACUUUGGAUCCACGCCUCCUCCUUCUUUUUCUUCUCCUUCCUCCAUGGGAGUGACCGCGAGCCCGGGGACGCAGUCGCGCGCCGGAGCACCGGGUCCCUCCGCAGGAGAGAACCCGCGCCCAGCCGAGGAUGAGUCUCCUUUGACGGGCGAAGACCCAGCGGAGGACUGCUUGAGUGGAUUCAGUGCGGAAGAAGCGGAAGAUGCGGAGGAGGAACUUUACUCGGAGCUGUCCUCAGAGGGCUCCGUGGACUACGGCUUCAUCGCAGCUGUCUGCUGCCUGGUGACGGGCAUCUCCCUGGUAGCCAUCUCGUUCGCGGUGCCUCGGGACGCGCGGGUCCCCAUGGAGGCGGACGGCGUGGCGGCGCGCGAGAUGGAGCGGCUGCAGCAGCAGCGAGCGCGCUUGGGCGCGCACCUGGACCGCUGCGUCAUCGCCGGCCUGUGCCUGCUCACGCUGGGCGGCGUGCUGCUCUCCAGCCUGCUCAUGGCGUCCAUGUGGAAGGGGGAGAUGAUGCGCAGGAGGGCGCUGGCGCACGCAGCCAAGCACAAUCUGUAUGGGGCCGUUGGGCGCGGGCACUCGGACCCCGGCACGAAUUUGCCCGCCACUGCUGAUGACUCGUUUGAAUUUUGAAUCGGGAAAACCUUUUUUUUUUUUUUUUUUUUUUUUUAAAGUGAAAAUUUUGUCAUAAUUGGCUUGUACUGUAGUUAGACUGCACCGUCCUAAGCAUUCUUUCUAAUAUGUUGACACUUUGGAGCCUCUGUGCUUACAUCAUUCUAAAACUCCGAUUGCACACCCACCCAAAAAAAAAAAAAUUAAAGCCUCUAACCGCAAAAAUAAACGUAUUGUUAAACGAAUAAUAUUUGAAACGUGUACUGUGCCUAAUGAUUUGACCGAAGAGCAGACCAAUUUCAAGUGGAGACAAUCCCCUUUCCCAAAGUGUCUGAACGUUGCCCUUUCCAUCAUUGAAGUCCCCGUGGAGACUUUAAUGACUCACAAAUCGACAAAAGAACGAGCAAACGAAUGAAUGCGAGAUUGUGACUCACAGUUGGAAUUCAUUAACCUCGGAAAUGUACGAUAUUAAUGUUUUUUUUUUGUGUGUGUGUGUGUUUAUGACUGCUUUCAAUGUUGCAGUCUCUCAUGGACAUUUGAGUCUGCCUCAAUAAAAACGUUGAAACGUUU
Hippocampus comes (tiger tail seahorse) is the source of this 3044-nucleotide messenger RNA. Its product is annotated as transmembrane protein 74-like. The record is from RefSeq and is a predicted model, not a curated record. Bases 1911 to 2495 code for a protein of 194 amino acids. The transcript has 2 exons. NCBI's taxonomy places the organism in Eukaryota, Metazoa, Chordata, Actinopteri, Syngnathiformes, Syngnathidae.